Callorhinus ursinus (northern fur seal) is the source of this 1829-nucleotide messenger RNA. The record is from RefSeq and is a predicted model, not a curated record. Lineage: Eukaryota; Metazoa; Chordata; Mammalia; Carnivora; Otariidae.
UUAACACUUCCGGAAUUCCUUUUCCGGGACGCGAACGCUUUGUGUGUGUUUGUGCGUGUGUGCGUGCAUGAGUCAAUACUAAAAGGAGUCCCUGCGAUUCUCCUCGCUCUCUUUUCUGCUACCACCUCCUUACUUUAUGGACCGGAAGAGUCCUUGAGCCAAAAUAGCUCGGCGGGUACUUCCGGGACGGGAGACCUGGGUUCCGGGAGGGUGCUGGAAGGAGAGGGAGAGGCGGCGGCGGCGGCGGCAGCUGGAGGAUGAAGAAGGAGCAUGUGCUGCACUGUCAGUUCUCCGCCUGGUAUCCACUGUUCCGAAGCCUUACCAUCAAGAGCGUCAUUCUUCCACUUCCUCAGAAUGUGAAGGAUUAUUUACUCGACGAUGGAACUCUGGUGGUUUCAGGAAGGGAAGAUCCACCAACACAUUCUCAACCAGACAGUGAUGAUGAGGCAGAAGAAAUACAGUGGUCGGAUGAUGAGAACACGGCUACACUUACGGCACCGGAAUUUCCCGAGUUCACCACGAAAGUCCAAGAAGCUAUCAAUUCCCUGGGGGGCAGUGUAUUUCCUAAGCUUAACUGGAGUGCCCCAAGGGAUGCAUACUGGAUAGCAAUGAACAGUUCUCUGAAAUGUAAAACCCUCAGCGACAUCUUUCUGUUGUUCAAGAGUUCUGAUUUCAUCACUCAUGACUUCACUCAGCCAUUUAUUCAUUGUACUGAUGAUUCUCCAGAUCCUUGUAUAGAAUAUGAGCUUGUUCUUCGAAAAUGGUGUGAAUUAAUUCCUGGGGCUGAGUUCCGAUGUUUUGUAAAGGAAAACAAGCUUAUUGGUAUUUCUCAAAGGGACUAUACACAGUACUAUGAUCAUAUUUCUAAACAAAAGGAAGAGAUUUGCAGAUGCAUACAAGACUUUUUUAAGAAACACAUACAGUACAAAUUCUUGGAUGAAGACUUUGUGUUCGAUAUAUAUAGAGACAGUAGGGGGAAGGUGUGGCUGAUUGAUUUUAAUCCGUUUGGUGAAGUAACUGAUUCACUGCUGUUUACUUGGGAAGAACUGAUAUCUGGAAGAAACUUAAAAGGUGAUUUUAGUGAAGGAGAUGCUCUGGAGCAGGGCUCUACGGUCCUGUUCCACUCAAGUUCCUGGCCUGUCUCCAUCUGCUGGACACCAUCCAUCCCUCACCUAGAUACCUGCCACCCGUGAAGUCCAAACCCAAGGCCUUCCGUCUCUGAAAUCCUUUUUGGCACAAGGCAGCAUGUAAAUUUAAAUGCAAGACUCUAAGCAAGUACAUUGAAGAAUGUGAAGACUUGUUAAAUAUGAUACUCAAAUUUGCAGUUUUCCAUAGGUGCUGAGAGAGAUACACAAAUACGUAAGUUACAUGACUAAGAGAAGCACAAAAGUGUUAGGAAUUCAAAGCCCCUUGCUUGCCCUCACUAUCAACUUUAUUCUCCAGGGCAGUACUUCCCAACUAUGCACCUGUAGAAAAUGAUAAUAUUGAUAAAGCACUCUGACCUGCAUGAGAUUGCUCAAGGCCAGAGAGAACUAGCCGUAGGCCUCAGGCCCAUUCAAGGACUAAGGAACCUAUGACCCAUUUGCAGUGAAUAGUGGCUGGUAGCAUUUAGGGAUUGACCAUAGCUCUCCAUGAGAACAUUGUUUCCAGAUACUGUAUAUUUAUUUUUUAGUGAACAUGUGGAAAUAUUCUUAAAAUCUUGGUGUUUCUUUUACUUCAGAAUCUUUCUUCCUUACAUAGUACAGAAGGGAACAUGAAGUUGAAAUUGUUAUACUAGUAUCUUUUUCACUUUGAAGAAUAGACUUAAGAUAAUUUCUCACAGACUUUCC